Molecule: messenger RNA, 1598 nt
Organism: Helianthus annuus (common sunflower)
Lineage: Eukaryota; Viridiplantae; Streptophyta; Magnoliopsida; Asterales; Asteraceae
Exons: 4
Coding region: 137-1525 (462 amino acids)
Source: RefSeq, a predicted model, not a curated record
UGUUGGGCUGAAGUCCUCUGGUGCCUCUUUUUCCCUCAAUAGAAUAAUGCGAGGUUUCUUCCUCUUCCUCCCCUCGAAUUAACCCUAGUAAAGAUAGAGAGAUAGGUUGAAUCAAUCAAUCAAUCAACUGGGAGCGAUGGAGAUGCUAUGCCUCGCAAGAAGAUCUACUCGGUACCUGAAAAAGUGUUUAUAUGACGCCGGAGCUUCUCUGCGUUCACGCAAUGGCUUAAGAAGCUAUAGUACCGGUGUAUCUGAUCAAUCACGGAUAAAGCCCUCCAUGUCAUUCGCUUCAUUAUCAUUCAUUGUGGAUGAAGCCAAGUACUUCAAAUUUAAUAUCCCUGGACUGGCAAAGACGGAGACCGAUGAAAGCCUUUCGUUAUUCGUAAACAUGCCUGGAGUGAAAAAGGAGCAUGUCAAGGCAUGUGUUGAAGAAACCAGGUCUUUGCUGUCCAUCCAAGGCCAAAAAUAUGAAGAAAGCUAUUAUGGUGGUAGACUACCUAAAGUAACCUACCAUGCAUUCAUGGGGUUGCCGAAUAACUUCGUUUACAACAAGACUUGUAUAAUCAACACAGAGAUGCCUCAAGAUGGAAUGUUUGAGGUCACCCUGUCCAAGCUUGAUCGCAUCGAAUUGAAAAAGACUAACUUCUUCACCAACAUCUACUAUACUCUUGGAUCUAGAUUCACUUUCCUUUUUUAUUCUAGCAUCCCCUCUGUUAUUAUGACUAUUGCUCGACCACUUGUAGUCAACCUGUAUUGCCCACUGCGGUAUGAUUCAUUCACAAUGUAUAAGGAGAAGACCGCCAAAAGCCUCCACAUUAGCCUAACGCCUGGACCCCAGAAAAUGGACUUCACCAGGGGAGGCGGAUGGGUAUUAUUCUUAAACAUGCCUGAACUCAAGAUAGAGGACGUCAAGUCCUUUGUAAAAUACAACACUUUGUUCAUUGAAGGAAAAACAAAAACGAAAACGAACAUGGUGCAGUAUAUUACAGGCAUACGUUUACCAGAGUACUUCAAGACAAAGCGUAAUAUGAUCAAGACAGAAUUGCAAGAUGGAUUGUUUAAGAUAACCGUUCCCAGUGUGGACACCAAGACUAACAUCCUCUCUAGCAUCCUCUCUAACAUCAUCUCUAGCAUCAUCGUUGAUUUCAUAUCUAAACGAACAUGUUCUCUCCAUGGAAGCGAUGGUUGGACUUCUAGGAUAUUCACCAGGUUAAAUAAAUGGACAUUCAAAUGGGCUCCCACCCAGAAAAGGUGGACAAAGUAUACACCUGAUGAGCUUGAAAUUGAAUUCCCUGUGUGUGGCUUGGGUAACGAAGCAGACAUCGAUAUGCGGGUCGACGUGAAGAAUAGAUUCAUAUUAGUAGCUAAAAACAACGAGAAGGGCAUCUACUAUAAGUACUACCAACAGCUACCACGGUGUGGUAACUUUGAAAAGGCUCAUUUUAAAUCAAAAUUAGAUUUGGGCCUGCUGACUGUCAAUGUGAAGAACUUCCAAAAAGAGGAAGUGAAAUUUGGAUUCGAUUAGACCAAAGCCGAAUCAGGCGAGUUUGUCAACUUGUUUUAUAAACGUAUGCAUCCUUUUCCCUCUGGUAUUUUAC